AAAAUAAUUUUAAAACAAACGUUUCGAUGCGAAUCUGUAGACAGUCCACUGACAGUAGUGUAAUUAGCGAGGGAGUAAGGAAAGAUGUUCAAACUUGCUGUAUAUAAUCAAAAUAAAAUGUGGUUCCAAUAACAAAAUGUGUUCAAACAAUCGUAUCAAAUUCGAAUGACGCAUUUUCAAUAAAACAUAUUUACGUUUGCACAAUAUGUGGUAUUAAACAAAACAUUUGGUCUGCCGCAAACCGUUCAAACAUUUCAUAAUUUGCAUAGUUUACCAUAUUUCGAUUUUACAUUAUAACGAUUAAAAUUUAAUAUAAGUACCACGAAAUGACCGAAAGACAUCCACAACCGAUAAGUUAGAACCUUGUAUAACAACCUAUUCAAAUUGGUUUGAUUUCGCAAGAGUAAAAUCAUUUUCAGAAAAUAUGAAACACUUUUGUGUGUUGAUGACAUUAGUCCUUGGACAUGUUUUGGCAGUUACAGAAAUUGUCUAUAAGAUGCAUGUAUACAAAACAAACUAUAUGCUUGGUGAAAUACGACAAGGUCAGGUGGACGAACUAGUCCAGAGUUAUGUCUGCUCAGGCGUUGAGAUUUCUACUUUGGCUUUGUUGUUAGCCGCGCCAGAAAACGCACGCAUUAACGCGAACAGACAUUAUCGACAAGAUGUGGUAGACAAAGAGCAAACAUUACAGAUAAGAAUAAGUGACUAUGCAAUGCUAAAUCCUAUUUUCCCGAUCAUAGAUUUCAAUGACAUUGCUUUGUCGGAUAUGGGGGACACCAGAAGAAAUAUAACUGAGGCAGCUUUAAGACGUUUACUCGUGGAAGUCGAAAGUGAUCCCGAAAUUCCUAAGUUUGACGUACAGGAUACAUGUCGUUUAAUAGCGUUGUUCGUAACCGCUAAUGACCCAACUAAACGCUUAGCUUAUUGCCUUGCCGUUGUACUCGACGAUUACCGUGACUGUCAUCUCUUUGACGAGUCAGAACAUAUUUUCAAGUACAGGAAGUUUCGCGAUGGUUACUAUGAAGUAUCGGGCAUUAAUAACAGACCAGGUGACAAACUCACCUAACCUACAUAAUUGCAUGAAUCGCCGUUUUAUGUUAUGUUCAACGCUUUACAAUAUAAUAUAAUAUAGACAAGACAACUACCAUAAAAAAAUAUAGUUUAGAUGUUAUGUAAAGAUAAUAUUAAAUUUUAAGGAUAAUAAAAGACGCAGAUUUUAAAAUAAACCUUUGAAAAAAAUCAAAAUAAUUGUGUACAAUCAACGUAGAGUCAAUAAAAAUUGUUUCAAAAAAAAAAAAUGUAUUCAAAUAAUAUUUAAGGACAAUGUAAAAUCGAAUGAUGUAUUUAAAAAAUUAAAUAUUUACAUUUGCACAACAUAUUUUAUUUAAAAAUAACCAAAGUCAUCUAAUCUAUACAUAAAUGUAUAAAUAUGAUAUAUAUAUAGACAUGAAAACUACAAUAAAAAAUAGUCUAAAUGACCCUUUACCAAAUGAUUUUUACUAUGUACCUAUUGUGCUUGAUAUUAUCCACCGUUUAAAUUCAUAAUAAACAUGUUUUUCUCUAUUCAUA
This is a messenger RNA of Adelges cooleyi (spruce gall adelgid), 1569 nucleotides long. RefSeq lists its product as uncharacterized. The transcript is spliced from 11 exons. The record is from RefSeq and is a predicted model, not a curated record. Lineage: Eukaryota; Metazoa; Arthropoda; Insecta; Hemiptera; Adelgidae. The coding region runs from base 425 to 1066 and encodes 213 amino acids.